GAGUCCUUGAUAACGUUAUGGAUUAGUGACUGGGAUUAUUUGGGAGUUUCUCCUUCACCUCUUUCUUCGUCGUAAUAAUGACUGCUCGUAAUACGAAAAAACUAUUGUAUUUAAUACUCCAUUUCCUCUGCUCUGCAUUUAAACUACUUCAGCUUUAAACUAAUCUUGUUCAUCAAUCUCCAUAAAACAAUCUAUUUCUCAGCAACCCACGAAAAGAAUACAAAGACAUCAAAGUCUUUUUGCAGAAGAUUGAGUAGAAAAAACUAAUCAUGAGGCCCAAAAUCUACCUCUUUGGAGACUCCAUAACUGAAGAAUCUUUCAGUAAUGGAGGUUGGGGUGCUUCUCUUGCCAACCAUUUCUCUCGUACGGCUGAUAUUGUGGUAAGAGGAUACAGUGGGUACAACACCAGAUGGGCUGUGAAAGUAUUAGACAAGGUGUUUCCAGCGAUGGAUGAAGCAGCACCAAUGGCAGUGACAGUGUUUUUUGGCGCAAAUGAUGCUUGUCUUGAUGACCGUUAUGCAGCCUUUCAACAUGUGCCUUUAGAUGAAUACAAACAGAACCUUCGUUUCAUUUUUUCUUUUCUCAAGAGUUUGUCAGGAGGAGGAAUAGAGCAUCUCACAAACCUACAAGAUCUCCAUAUUAGCCAUUGUGAUCUGCUGGAUUUGGAAGAGAAAGAGAAUAUGCCAUGGAAAUCUCUUCACUCCCUCUCUUCCUUGAGAUUACGCUAUCUUCCGAAGCUGGUGAAUCUCCCAGAGGGCCUUCAACAUGUAACCACUCUUCGGUCUCUCUGCAUUCAUUCCUGCAAAAAAUUGAAGACCCUUUGUUCACUGCAAUCUCUUACAGAACUUGUAAUACAUUGGUGCAAUAAGGAACUAAGAGAUAGAUGCCGAGAACCAGACGGUGAGGAUUGGCCCAAAAUACGCCAUAUUUCUCAUUUGGAUAUUCGGUGAAGAACAAUGAUUCAGCUUUGCUUUUAACUGCCGCAGUCUAAUGAAGUGAGAAGUUUUGUUGAGUGACUUUUAGUCUAUACUAAUUCCUACUUUUUAGCAUAGUGGUCUAUUCUUUCGUACUAUGUUACUCUACAAAUUUCUUGUUGAGCCAUUGAAAUCAGUUCAGAUAAAUGUCCUAGUCUUAAAAUUUUCUUUUACUCCUAAUACUCCAUAUAUAUACCCAUUUUGUUAUA
Messenger RNA from Beta vulgaris subsp. vulgaris (sugar beet), 1183 nucleotides. RefSeq lists its product as uncharacterized. The transcript is spliced from 3 exons. Lineage: Eukaryota; Viridiplantae; Streptophyta; Magnoliopsida; Caryophyllales; Amaranthaceae. Gene Ontology annotation, molecular function: hydrolase activity, acting on ester bonds. Bases 270 to 950 code for a protein of 226 amino acids. The record is from RefSeq and is a predicted model, not a curated record.